Molecule: messenger RNA, 1508 nt
Organism: Wyeomyia smithii (pitcher-plant mosquito)
Lineage: Eukaryota; Metazoa; Arthropoda; Insecta; Diptera; Culicidae
Exons: 3
Coding region: 94-1287 (397 amino acids)
Molecular function (GO): lipase activity
Source: RefSeq, a predicted model, not a curated record
GUACCCCAGUGCGUUGUUGAUUUCUGACAGCGUCAGGAGCUCUACCGCAGUUUUCAGCAAGUGCUUGUAGCUAGUCGCAUCGCGUGUUCCCAGAUGAUACGAUCGCAAUUGUUAUUGUUGGUGUUCGGUACCAUUUCGAUUACCGCCAUCGGCUCUACCACUUCCGGUAGAUUUAUCGAACGAUGGAAAAUUCGUCGCGACGAAAGCGUAGUACGCAAGCAUCGAUUGCGCGAGUUGAGUGGAUUACCAGUGAGGAGUUUCUUUGACCUGCAGGACCCGAUAGAAGACACCAGCAAAAAUAUCACGCAACUGCAAAGCAACCCCCAGCUAACGGAAGCGUCUUCGGAGGACUUCUCUAACGCUAGAAUCAGCGAAAACGAUCUGAUACAGGCCGCUUUGGGCCAGCAUCAGCGAACACUAUCUCGGGGAGCGAUCUUCAAGCAAAAUGUGAUCUUUCGGUUCUACCACGGGGGAAACCUCACAAAAACCAUCAACGUUGACAACCAACCACUGUUGGCCGGAAGCACAUGCGCUACAACGGAAAAGUUUUCCCUAAUAGUUCACGGGUGGCACGAAAAUUGCUACGAAACGUUUUGGAUCAAAGAUCUACGGGAAAAUCUCAACAUUUACCGUGGUGGCUGCGUCAUCUGUAUGGACUAUUCCGUUUUCGCUGGUAACAGUUACCCGUAUCUGUUCCGAAGGUUCAAUGACAUCAGCGCGGUCCUGCUGAAGUUCCUCCGAACGCUGCAGUACGAGGGAAUGCAGUUCGGCAAUCUGUACAUGUUCGGAUUCAGCUUCGGUGGUCAGUUGGUGCUGGAUGCCGGCAACCAAAUUGGAUACAAUGCUAUCGAGACAAUCGAUACCUGUGACAUGGCGGGUGUUGGUUUCGAUCAAGAUCGCUUCUUCAAGGGAAUUCAUUUCCGAAAGGCAGCCAAAAAUGUACAAUGUAUACACACUAGCACGGACAAAGGUACCAAGCUGAUGGAUAAAUGCCAUCAAGAUUGGCGCAUGGGACAAUGCGGUUUUCGGCAACCAGCAGCCAGUAAGCCCCCCUUGGGGUCGCACGGUUUGUGUCCGGUUUUCUACAAUUUGGCGUUUAAAGUGAAAUUUUUGGCAGAAGAAAAACCACAGGAAUGCAGCAUUCUACGGGAGCCUACGGCUAGCUACCCUAAGGGAUAUCAAAUGGGUUAUCUGGAAAAACGAAAAGGAGAGGUGAGGGGUGAGUUGUUUGCUCAAACUGCGGAGAAUUUCCCAUUUACGGCAAUCAAUGAUGUGUGUUGCAGUUAAGGAGAAGAUUAUACAUGAUUACACUGGAACCGGUUUGCUGACCAUUGCAGACUCUCGACUGCUCACAUGACUACAGAUGAUUAUGAGCAUAAAAUAAUUCGAAUCAAUAUUCGUUUUUUUUUCUUGUACCUUAGGAUGAUCUAGUAUUAAAGUAUUGUCGGUGUGGUAUUCUUCUGUCAUUAAAAUUAAAUUGGAUAACUUUCACUGAGUGACGAGAAAUA